Molecule: messenger RNA, 1865 nt
Organism: Marchantia polymorpha subsp. ruderalis
Lineage: Eukaryota; Viridiplantae; Streptophyta; Marchantiopsida; Marchantiales; Marchantiaceae
Source: the annotation of a GenBank genome assembly
GUGGCCGGCUGUGUUUGCUCGGAAGGGAGAGGGUCAAGCGCCUGCUCGGUGCAUCUUUGGCAGGGCGGCAAGUGCGACGCGGCGUGACGUCAUCUCUCGUGGUUCCAUCGGCGCAGGUGUGGCCUUACGAGCCUUUCGAUAAUUCGGACAAAGGUUCGGAGAUCGGUGGUUGUCUUCAAGUUCUUCUUCUUCUUCUUCUUCUUCUUCUUCUUGGACGACGACGAGAGAUUCUCCCCGCGAGUCUGUCAAAUGGGAAUCACCAAUUUCAGGCGGAGGCGGAGGCGAAGGCGAAGGCUGGAUGGAUGGAGGGAGGGAGACAGAAUCGCUCGCUCGUUCUCGUUGGAACGAAGGAAGCAGUGCGUGCGUGCGCAGAGAGAGAGAGAGAUGGCGUGUGCCAACGCAUCGGCAGCUUGGCCCGAGGUGCAAAGUGAGAUCCGAUUUGAUUCGUGACGUGCGGAGGGUAAGGGGCAGAGGAUGUCGUCGAGUCUGGGCCCAGAGCCUGAAAUGGCAAGGACGAGCCAAACGGUGUUGGCAGGAUGUGUUUUGUGAUUGACACUAAGGACCCGCAGAAAAACAAGAGCGAGAGUGGGGUGGAGAGGCGAGAAAUGACAGACAGCUCGGUGAAGUCUGUCUUCAUCGCCGUCGCGCUCUUCGCAGCGGCGGGAUUGUGUGAGAUCGCGGGCGGGUGGUUCGUGUGGAAAUGGCGUAAGGCGGAUUGGUCGUGGGGUUUCUUUGUCCUCGGAAGUUUAAUUCUCAUCGGCUAUGGGGUGAUUCCCACCUUCCAGGAUCAGGUGUUCGGCCGGACAUACGCAGCCUAUGGAGGCUUCUUCAUCAUUCUGUCCCUGCUCUGGGGCUGGGCUCUGGAUGGAGAUCGACCCGAUAAGUGGGACGUCACCGGUGCCGCCAUCGCUCUGGCUGGAGUCUGCGUGGUCAUGUUCAUGCCCAGGAAAGAGCAUGUGACCGUGAGCAUGUCGCCAACGCCCAGCGCUUGAACGUGGUACGACCUCGCAUCAUCCUCCUCCUCACGCACUCAUUCGCUUCGUCUGUGCGGAGGGAGGGAGGUCAAUCCUGACUCCAGGUGGACACUAGAUCAGUUCAGUUGAGUUCUAGCUGCGCAGGUGGUCACAACCGACACACUUUGCGUGAAGUAUCUAUUGGUACGAUCGGAUCCCAUUUUGUGUGUUCUGAUUUCCUUGUCUCUGCAACAAAGUGUCCCGAAUCGUACGACGAGGCAAGCAAGCAAGCAAGAAAGGGGUUGAAGUUGGCAUCCAUCCAUCGCCUUUGUACCGAUCCUGACUGGUCCCAUGAGUUCUAGCUGCGCAGGUGGUCACAACCGACACACUUUGCGUGAAGUAUCUAUUGGUACGAUCGGAUCCCAUUUUGUGUGUUCUGAUUUCCUUGUCUCUGCAACAAAGUGUCCCGAAUCGUACGACGAGGCAAGCAAGCAAGCAAGAAAGGGGUUGAAGUUGGCAUCCAUCCAUCGCCUUUGUACCGAUCCUGACUGGUCCCAGGAAGCGUCGACCUUCCACCUGCCCAGACCCUUCUCUGCCUGCCUUCAUCGGUCCCCUUCCAGCCGUAGCCAGACUCUAGGACUUGCGUCUCCUGGAGGACAUUCCACGUGCAAGCACGAGCACGAACAGCUUAAAUGUGCGGCCGGGUCAGGUCAGGUCGGAUCUGCCACACUGCGUUCGUUGUGUGUGUUGGUCAAAAGCUCGUUUCGCAAUCUCCUUUCGUUUCCACUGUUGCCCCGUAUUUAUCCAUGGCGUGAGAACACAGUAUCGUCCUUGUCUGCACUGAAGGAUGGAAGACAUUGUAUACGAUAACAAUUUGUAAAUUCAGAUUUUAGCGUGUUCCUGGACUCAGAC